UCCUGUUCAAUGGAAUAGUCCUUCCCCUUUGUUCUCACAAAGCUUUGACCUUUGCCAUACACGUAGUCCUUUUUCUGCCACUCUUGGACAUGGAUGUCAUCAAGGAUAGCCAUCAGCACUUUUGAUAAUAACUUCUCUUUGAAUGCUUCCUGUUUCUCAUCUCUCUAGCUUCUAACUGUCAUCACAGCCAUAUCUCACUCUCCAGCCUGAUGUCAAAAGCAAAAGUUCAGAAAUUCCUAAUAAAUCAGGAGUCCUCGGGAGCAGGUGAAGUUCACCCAGAACUAGGUAUACCUAUGAUGUGGCUGUUUUUAACAGUAGUUUAUUUGAUUUGUGGAACUUUAAGUGCUAGUGGAUUCGUGGAUUUGGAAAAUAAAAUAAAUCCUGAAGUGUGGAUGAAUGCUAGUGAAAUCAUCACAUACAAUGGCUAUCCCAGUGAAGAGUAUGAAGUCAUCACUGAAGAUGGUUACAUACUUGCCAUCAACCGAAUUCCCUAUGGGAGAAGACAUACUGGGUGCUCAGGCCCUCGGCCAGUUGUAUAUCUGCAGCAUGCCCUGUUUGCAGAUAAUGCAUACUGGCUUGAGAAUUAUGCCAAUGGAAGCCUUGGGUUCCUCUUAGCAGAUUCAGGUUACGAUGUAUGGAUGGGAAACAGUCGAGGGAACACUUGGUCAAGAAGACAUAGAACACUCUCUGCAAAUGAAGACAAAUUCUGGGCUUUUAGUUUUGAUGAAAUGGCCAAAUAUGAUCUCACAGGAGUAAUAGAUUUCAUUGUAAAUAAAACUGGUCAGGAGAAGCUAUAUUUCAUUGGACAUUCACUUGGCACUACAAUAGGGUUUGCAGCCUUUUCCACCAUUCCUGAACUGGCACAAAGAAUCAAAAUGAAUUUUGCCUUGGGUCCUGUGGCCUCUUUCAAAUAUCCCACGAGUAUUUUUAGCAGUUUUUUUCUGCUUCCACAGUCCGCAAUCAAGGCUAUGUUUGGUACCAAAGGUUUCCUUUUAGAAGAUAAAAGUUUAAAGAUAUUUGUUACCAAACUCUGUAACAACAAAAUACUCUGGCUGACAUGUAGUGAAUUUCUGUCCUUAUGGGCUGGAUUCAACAAGAAAAAUAUGAACAUGAGUCGAAUGGAUGUAUAUAUGUCCCAUGCUCCCACUGGAUCAUCAAUACAGAACAUCCUGCAUAUAAAACAGCUUUACCAAGCUGAUGAAUUCAGAGCAUAUGACUGGGGAAAUGAAGCUGAGAACAUGCAGCACUACAAUCAGAGUCAGCCUCCAAUAUAUGACCUGACUGCUAUGAAGGUGCCCACUGCUAUUUGGGCUGGUGGAAAAGAUGUCCUUGUAACACCCCAGGAUGUGGCCAGGAUACUCCCUCAAAUUGGAAAUCUCUGUUACUUUCAAAUGUUGCCAGACUGGAACCAUGUUGAUUUUGUCUGGGGCCUCGAUGCCCCUCAACGUGUGUACAAUAAGAUCAUAGCUUUGAUGAAGGACCAUCUCUAAAUGUAGAAUGUCUACUUUUCAGUUAAAAUUUUCUUUCAAGCCCACAAGAGGGAAAAUACUAAUGAACAAUGAGAUCUACCCCAGCACCCUUCUUGCUAUUGCUGAGACAUUUCCUUAUCUUAGCAUCUCAACUAGAGAUUGUUUCAAUACUGUUUCUCUUCUAGGAAAUGUCUGCAUCUGAAAUCUGGGGAUCUUACCCCCUCAGUUAGGGCUAGGACCUAUUUUAAUCCAAGGUCUAGUAAUCACUUCCCUGAUAAAUGUAUAAUUGAGAGAGCAGUUAAAAGGGGAUUUUUUCUCUCUCUGAUAUAUAUAUACAUAUAUAUAUAUAUGAUAUAUAUACAUAUAUA
Molecule: messenger RNA, 1837 nt
Organism: Heterocephalus glaber (naked mole-rat)
Lineage: Eukaryota; Metazoa; Chordata; Mammalia; Rodentia; Bathyergidae
Gene: Lipn
Product: lipase family member N
Molecular function (GO): hydrolase activity, acting on ester bonds
Source: RefSeq, a predicted model, not a curated record